GUCAUGCAGCACCCCUACCAGUGUCUCCAGGCGCUCGAUCGCGUGGGAUCGCAGACUGUUAGCAUACUGCUGGCUGCGAGCGGUCACAACUUGUUUUCUUUCAACCUAGAAAACGGCAGCCUCUUAAAUACAUGGUCCGCCGAGACACCAAGUUCUGCUUCCGCAGCAGAAGACCCUGUACCUGAGGAUGGCGAAGGGCCUCCAGGCAAAAAAAGAAAAAUUGAAAACCAAUCCGGGACCCCGCCCAGUUUUGUUAAACUCGUAAGCUCCGACGAUGGUCGGUAUGUUGUGGCAGUGACCGGGGAAGACAAAUGCGUCCGCGUCUUCUCUGUCGAACCCAACGGCAAGAUCCAGCAGCUUAGUGAAAGAUCCAUGCCCAAGCGUCCUUGUGCGCUUGCCAUCACCCCAGAUGGUCAAACAAUCGUGUGCGGAGAUAAAUUCGGCGAUGUCUAUGCACUGCCUCUCCACUACUCGCCAGAGGAUGUUGCGCAAGUUUCGCCUCAAACGGUAACAACAGGACCAGAGAAGACUUUCGUUCCCUCGGCCACUAACCUAACUGUCCAUACUGGUCGGAAUCGCAAAGCUCUGGAAGCUCAGCUCAAGCUAUCAAAUCAAGCCAAAACCAAGGAGCCUCUCAAGUUCGCACACGAGAUCCUCCUGGGCCAUGUGUCUAUGUUGACAGAUCUUGUACUCGUCACUCUUGAUCAAGAGAACCCAGAGCAGCCGGGUGGCUCUGUUGCAGGUCUCGUGAAGCCCCGCAGGUACAUACUAACCUCUGACCGCGACGAGCACAUCAGAAUCUCGCGCGCCCAACCACAAACUCACAUUAUUGAGGGUUUUUGUCUUGGUCACCAAGAGUUUGUGAGCAAAAUGUGUGUUCCAACGCAAGAAAUACUUAUAUCUGGCGGUGGAGACGAUCAACUGUUUGUUUGGAAUUGGCUGGACAGGCGCUUGCUGAAGAAAAUACCGAUCCGCGAUGCGCUUGCAUCCGUACCUGACACCGGGAGCUUCUCGGGAGAUGGCAAGCGCAGCGUCAGCAUCGCCAUUUCGGGGAUCUGGGCACUGCCGAAAAGCGGUAAAAAGACUCGGAUCGUGGUUGCAUGCGAGGGCAUCCCUGUGCUGCUCGACAUGGAUGUCGGGGAGCUGCAGAGUGCGGGGGAUCAGGUCAAGGUUGAAGCAAUUCCCAUGGCGGGCAAUGUGCUGGACGUGGCGGCAGUAGGGCCGUCGAGCAUGGUGGUGUCGCUGGACAAUGCACACGUCCCCGGAUCCACCAGGGUGCAGCGCGAAGCGGCGGCAGAAGGUCAGCGGCUGGAGUUCUGGCGGCGUACGGCAGAGGGGCAGUGGAGGGCAGAGGCGGGGCAGCUCGAGGCGGCGAACGGGCAGGGCGGAGCGGAAGUGCGGGCAUCGAGCCGCGACACGUUGUACGGCGUGUCGAACCUGCGCAAGCGCGGCGGCGGCGGCGGGAGCGAGGACUAGGGUCACGUGCCGGGCCUGGUCUGGGUCGGGCGCGGCUCGUAAGCAGAGGACCAUUGCGCCAACUUAGAAAUCAAACGCGUGUAUGUAAUGUGUCCGAGAUAAAUACCAUCGGCCUCUUUCUGCCCG
Aplosporella prunicola CBS 121167 is the source of this 1602-nucleotide messenger RNA. RefSeq lists its product as uncharacterized. Gene Ontology annotation, biological process: RNA (guanine-N7)-methylation. Gene Ontology annotation, molecular function: tRNA (guanine(46)-N7)-methyltransferase activity; protein binding. The record is from RefSeq and is a predicted model, not a curated record. NCBI's taxonomy places the organism in Eukaryota, Fungi, Ascomycota, Dothideomycetes, Botryosphaeriales, Aplosporellaceae. Gene Ontology annotation, cellular component: nucleus; cytosol; tRNA methyltransferase complex. The coding region runs from base 4 to 1476 and encodes 490 amino acids. The transcript is spliced from 4 exons.